AAGCAGGACACGAUCUUUGCCUACUCAGAUACGCGCUCAGACAGCAGGAGGCACAUAACACCAGGCACCAUGACGCUGGCAGCCUACAAAGAAAAAAUGAAGGAGCUCCCUUUAGUGUCUCUCUUCUGUUCCUGCUUCCUCUCAGAUCCCUUAAACAAACCGUCUUAUAAAUACGAAGUAGACACCGUAGACCUCACUUGGUGCGUCAUUUCUGACAUGGAGGUCAUCGAGCUCAACAAGCGCACCUCCGGCCAGUCCUUUGAGGUCAUCCUGAAGCCACCCUCCUUUGAAGGGAUCCCAGAAUUCAAUGCCUCUCUGCCCCGGCGGCGAGACCCCUCCCUGGAAGAGAUCCAGAAGAAGCUGGAAGCAGCUGAGGAGAGACGCAAGUACCAGGAAGCAGAGCUGCUGAAGCACCUGGCGGGCAAGCGAGAGCACGAGAGAGAGGUCAUUCAGAAAGCCAUCGAGGAGAACAACAACUUCAUCAAGACGGCCAAGGAGAGGCUGAUGCAGAAGAUGGAGUCCAACAAGGAGAACCGGGAGGCACAUCUAGCUGCUAUGUUGGAACGCUUGCAGGAGAAGGACAAGCACGCUGAGGAGGUCCGGAAGAACAAGGAGCUGAAGGAAGAAGCCUCGAGGUAAAGGCGCCCCACUCCCUGCCGGGGCGGGCACAUGACACUUUGGACUGACAGCUCCAAAAGAAGAA
Messenger RNA from Podarcis muralis (Common wall lizard), 703 nucleotides. RefSeq names its product stathmin 4 (gene STMN4). The record is from RefSeq and is a predicted model, not a curated record. Gene Ontology annotation, cellular component: neuron projection; cytoplasm. Gene Ontology annotation, biological process: regulation of microtubule polymerization or depolymerization; neuron projection development; microtubule depolymerization. Gene Ontology annotation, molecular function: tubulin binding. Lineage: Eukaryota; Metazoa; Chordata; Lepidosauria; Squamata; Lacertidae.